AUGCAGUCGCGAAAAUCAAGAUGGACUGCACACAGCAUGAUCGCUGGCGCCGGAGGAGGUUUCGUCGCCAGCGUUGCGACCUGUCCGCUCGACGUCGUCAAGACCAAGCUACAAGCUCAGCGUAAAGUCCAAGGACAGCAGGGUUAUCAAGGGGUCCUUGACAUUGUGAAAACGAUCCUCAAACAUGAUGGCAUACGUGGCAUGUACCGUGGUCUUGGCCCCACAAUCUUGGGGUACCUCCCAACAUGGGCCAUCUACUUUGCGGUGUAUGACGGGAUUAAGACGCGCUUUGGAGAACCUCCGCUAGGCCUAGUGCAAAAGCAUGACCGAAUAUACCCCGCUGCACAACCUAAGGGAUAUCAGCCCGCCAUGCGCGACCACCCAUGGACCCUCCACAUCCUCUCUGCUAUGAUCGCCGGCGCUGCUAGCACAACCUGCACCAACCCACUAUGGGUCAUCAAAACCCGUUUCAUGACACAAUCAAGACGAGAAGUUAGAUAUCGACAUACUUUCGAUGCAGCCUUGACAAUAUACCGCACAGAGGGCAUCCGCGCGUUCUACCGCGGACUCCUACCCAGCCUCUUGGGAAUAACUCAUGUAGCCGUCCAGUUUCCUCUAUACGAAAAACUCAAGAUGUGGGCGCAGGGUGACUCCGAUGAGCCACUACGAAGCGAUACGAUAUUGCUAUGUUCUGGUGUAGCGAAGAUGACUGCGUCCAUCGCGACGUAUCCACAUGAGGUUGUACGCACACGGCUGCAGACGCUCCGAUUACCAAUAGCUGAGGAUACAUCCUCGGACGGCAUGGUUAAAACGCAUGCACGCCGCGGAAUCAUUGAUACGACACGCAAGAUCAUCCAGAAAGAGGGCUGGACGGGGCUCUAUAAAGGUCUGUCAGUCAACCUGUUCCGAACAGUGCCGAACAGUGCGGUUACACUUUUGACUUAUGAACUGCUUAUGCGUCACCUUACGGCUCAACAAUAA
Molecule: messenger RNA, 981 nt
Organism: Suillus paluster
Lineage: Eukaryota; Fungi; Basidiomycota; Agaricomycetes; Boletales; Suillaceae
Product: mitochondrial NAD transporter
Exons: 6
Coding region: 1-981 (326 amino acids)
Biological process (GO): NAD transmembrane transport
Molecular function (GO): NAD transmembrane transporter activity
Source: RefSeq, a predicted model, not a curated record